Molecule: messenger RNA, 1662 nt
Organism: Pistacia vera
Lineage: Eukaryota; Viridiplantae; Streptophyta; Magnoliopsida; Sapindales; Anacardiaceae
Product: receptor-like protein 9DC3
Exons: 2
Coding region: 1-1662 (553 amino acids)
Molecular function (GO): protein binding
Source: RefSeq, a predicted model, not a curated record
AUGGAUCAAAAAGCAGGGACUCUACAGCAUGAGCCAUUGGCUCGUAAUCAGUGCCUUGGUGGAAGAAGGGAAAACCGGAGGUUUUGGCUGACUGACGGAUCCUACUUACACCAAAGGCAACCGCCUCUCUACAACCAAGAGGGGACAAUUGAGGAAAAGACUGAUCAAGGAGGUCAUGAUCCUGUGGGCAGGCCAUCAGACAUUUCAUCUUCACUUCUCAUCUCUCUCAACAAUUUUAUGCAAUUUUUUCUGUUUCCUGGGAAAAACAUGUGGAGGCUAUCGUGGCACUAUCUACUCCUCUGCCUCUUCCUGUUGGACUUGAAUUUUCAAGCCAUUUCCUCAUCUUCUUAUAACUUUUCUUCUCGUUCAAUCAAACUUUGCUCCCAUGAACAAAGCUCUGCCUUACUCCAUUUCAAAAGCACCUUAAAAAUUCAUAGUCCUUCUUACUAUCCUUGUGGAGAAUAUCAUUAUCCUAAGAUAGAUUCUUGGAAAGAGGGAAGUGAUUGCUGCUCAUGGGAUGGGGUCACUUGUGAUAGCUACACAGGUCAUGUCAUUGGCCUUGACCUUUCUUCUAGUUGGAUCCAUGGCACUGUCAAUGACAAUAGUAGUCUCUUCCUCCUUCACAAUCUCCAGAAUCUCAAGCUUGCUUGCAAUGAUUUCAGUGAAUCCACAAUCUCAUCCAAGUUUGGUCAAUUCACGAAAUUAACACAUCUUAACCUUUCUUUCCCUAGAUUCCAUGGCGUAGUUCCAACUGAAAUCUUUCACCUAUCUAAACUUGUUUUGCUUGACCUCUCUGGUGGUUUUUCCCUUAGAUUACCCUUACUGCACCAACAUGUUUUUGGUAAGCACUUACAGAAUCUUACAAAAUUAAGAUAUCUUCAUCUCGAUGAGGUGGAUUUGUCUUUAGUUGCACCUGGCUCUUUGCUGAACUUGUCUUCUACUCUGAUAUCUCUUUUAGUUGGUUAUACUAGUCUGCAAGGCAGGUUUCCAAAUGAUGUUUUCCGCCUUCCGUUCCUCCAGAAGUUGAGUUUGACCAGAAAUGAAGAUCUUAGAGGUGAUUUAUCAAAGUCUAACUGGAGCAGUUCCCUUAGAUUCUUAGAUCUCUCUGAUACAAGUUUCUCAGGACAAUUACCUGACACAAACAGCGAUCUUAUAUACUUGAAUGUGUUGGAUCUUCAUGGGAAUGAAUUCACAGGUUCAAUUCCAACAUCACUUUGGAAUUGCACGUAUAUCACUUCUUUGGAUUUGUCAGGCAAUAAUUUUACGGGCGAAGUUGCAAUGUCAUUAUCUAAACUUAGUCAGCUCAGAAGUUUAGAUCUUAGUGGCAACAGUUUUUCAAGACAGAUUCCAGAUGUUUUUGGCAACCUUAGCAAAUUAACCUACCUAGAUCUUUCAUUCAACAAUUUCAAUGGUCAGUUGCCAUCUUCAGCAUUCAACCUCCCACAACUUUCGGUUUUACGCUUUUCCAAAAACCAAUUUGAAGGUCAUAUUCCAUAUCAAGUAAGUGGUCUUUCAAAUCUACUUUCUCUUGGCCUAUCUAAUAAUUUUCUAGACGGAAGAGUUCCCUCUUGGUUAUUUACUCUGCCAUCUUUGGAGACAGUGGACCUUACAAAUAAAAACUCACAGGUCCGAUUGAGGGGUUCCAUCAGCCUAGUUCUGUGA